AUGGCUGAGAGAAUGGGUAUGGCUGAGAGAAUGGGUAUGGCUGAGAGAAUGGGCAUGGCUGAGAGAAUGGGUAUGGCUGAGAGUAUGGGUAUGGCUGAGAGAAUGGGUAUGGCUGAGAGAAUGGGUAUGGCUGAGAGAAUGGGUAGGGCUGAGAGAAUGGGUAUGGCUGAGAGAAUGGGCAUGGCUGAGAGACUGGGCAUGGCUGAGAGAAUGGGUAUGGCUGAGAGAAUGGGUAUGGCUGAGAGAAUGGGUAUGGCUGAGAGAAUGGGUAUGGCUGAGAGAAUGGGCAUGGCUGAGAGAAUGGGUAUGGCUGAGAGAAUGGGUAUGGCUGAGAGAAUGGGUAUGGCUGAGAGAAUGGGUAUGGCUGAGAGAAUGGAGAACGCCUCAGAUCUGGUUCCUGGAGCUGAGGUGGUUAAAGGAUUCAACACCCUGUCUGCCUGGGCUCUGCAGAAUGGACCACUGGCCGGGAAACAGAGAAAAGCCAAUAAGACCACUCCAUUUGACUUUAACAACACAGAGGCCUGGGGCACAGACUCCUUCUAUGUCCUGGGGAUCCUGGGCUUCUGUCUCUACGUCCUGCUGGGGAUCAACUCCUUGCCCUCUGUAGGAGCAGCUCUCAGCUGGAGGGAGUUCAGCUUCGUACAGUCCAAGCUGGGCCACCUGACACUGCUGUUGUGUACAGCCCAUGGCUUCCUGUAUGGCUGGAACAAGUUCCUGCGUUCCUCCACCUACAAGUGGUACACCCCACCAGGCUACAUGCUGUGUCUGGUGCUUCCCUCUGUGGUGCUGCUGCUCAAGCUGCUGCUCAUCACCCCCUGUGUGGACCACACCGUCACCCGGAUACGCCAGGGCUGGGAGAGGGGCAGGGCAGGGAGGUAG
Messenger RNA from Oncorhynchus kisutch (coho salmon), 879 nucleotides. RefSeq lists its product as uncharacterized. Gene Ontology annotation, molecular function: ferric-chelate reductase (NADPH) activity; cupric reductase (NADH) activity. The transcript is spliced from 5 exons. Bases 1 to 879 code for a protein of 292 amino acids. Gene Ontology annotation, cellular component: endosome; plasma membrane. Gene Ontology annotation, biological process: copper ion import. NCBI's taxonomy places the organism in Eukaryota, Metazoa, Chordata, Actinopteri, Salmoniformes, Salmonidae. The record is from RefSeq and is a predicted model, not a curated record.